CAGGCCUUCAUCCUCCACUCCGCUCCCUCCAUCCUUUCCCUCCAUCCUUUUGUCUGCCGCAUCCUUUUCUCCUCUUUGUCUCCAUCCCCCAGCCCUUGGGGGGCUUCUCAGGCCCAUAGCAGCACCAGGGACCCCCCAUAUUGAGGCCCUCCUGAUCUGCCCCCUUCCCUGGCCUCCCCCCUCCCUGGCGGGCCGCAAUGGGACCGUCGGGGGGGAGAUGAACCUGGGGGGCUGGAGGAGGAAGAAGAGGAGGAGGAGGAGGAAGAAGGCGAGGAGGGCCAACCGGCCCCUGGGCACCGGGGGCCUCCCGCAUGGACCUCGAGGCAGCCGGCUGCUUGGGCCAUGGGUCAAGUCCUGGGGUUUGCCCACUGCAAAGAAUCUCCUUCAACCGCCUCCACCACUCCGGACUCCACCGAUGGCGGCAACGAUGAGUCCGACUUCCCGGAGCUGCAGACGGCGCGGGAGUUCUCCGAGGACGAGGAGGAAGAGGAGGCCUCUGUGGAAUGGGGGACCCCGCGGGAGUUGACUUUUUCCUACAUCACCAUCGCGGCCCCCAACAGCAGCAGCCCACCCUUAGGGGACCAGGGCCCACGGGGCCGGCGUGACUCCCAGACCCGCCGGGCACGGGUCCCUCUGCCACGUACGGAGACCUGCGAGACCUUUGUGCCUGCUCUGGGGGACAGUUUGGAGAACAUUCCCAGCCUGUGCCCAUCUCCCGAAGGAGAGGGGUCACCCCCCCUGGGCAGCUGCCAAGGACUGGAUGCCUUCUCAGGCUGGGAUGUCCACACGGGCUUCAUUGAUGAACUGGACACGGCAGAAGGAGAGGGACAGUCUGGAUCUCCACCUCACAGCCCUGUUGGGCAGGCCAAGGAAGGGGAACAGAGCAUCAGGAGUAGCAGCGACUCAUCCUCAGAUACUUCCCUGGGGGACCUCCCGCCACUUGACGCCUUAGCACCCGAACACGAAAGGGGUGCCUCUUGUGGGGCUGAGCACUUCCAACCCCAAGCACUGACCUCACCGCUGGAGUUUGGCCAACACGCAUCGUUGGACGAAGAGAUGGAAGAGGCCCAUGAGGAGGAGGAGGAGGAGGAGGAGGAGGAGGAGAAGGAAGAAGAGGAAGGCUUAGACUGGGAGCCCAUCGCAGAACAUCAAGAUGAACCAGACCUGUCAGGUAGCCCACUGGGAAUAUGCAUCGCAGCAGGUGAGCAGACGGCCGAUGUGUGUGUCUGUGUCUCUGAAUGUAUGUCUUGGUUUCCAAAUGAAGGAAUUGUUUUCUGCAUGCCAGGAAAAAAAGAGAUGGGGGAGAAGUUCCAAAUGGCUCUGGUUGAUUACUGGUAACACUCUCCCUGGGGCAGCCCUUGGAGGAUGUUUGGCAGCUUCAUUUGGCCCAGAAAGUUGCAUCCAGAGUGAUAACUGGGGCUGGCUGCAUGGUGUCUGGAGAUCAGACUCUGGAAACCAGGGUUUGAAUCCAGACUCAGGCAUGGA
Messenger RNA from Sceloporus undulatus (fence lizard), 1485 nucleotides. Its product is annotated as reticulon-2-like. The coding region runs from base 343 to 1338 and encodes 331 amino acids. NCBI's taxonomy places the organism in Eukaryota, Metazoa, Chordata, Lepidosauria, Squamata, Phrynosomatidae. The transcript has 4 exons. The record is from RefSeq and is a predicted model, not a curated record.